AUGACUUCUGUCGAACCAGCACGGCCAUGCUUAACAUCUAACGAUGCCGCCGUUCUCCAAGCACUAUUCGAUGCCGAGUCUUCUCCAUCGUCCGGCAUCACCGUUGACCCUCUGCUUCCUUCAUGGCCCGCAAAAGUGAACGUCUCUCGCGGAGACCUCGAGACGCUCAAGCGCCGCGAGACAGAUAUAGUUCGCAAGCUGCAAACCAACGAAACACCAAGUCGAGAGAAUGUCCAAUCAGCUCUAGACGAGCUAGACUCUCUCAUUAGCAAUUAUCCAACCUACCCAUCCACAUACACAAACCGCGCCCAGGCACUGCGUAUCCUGGUAGACAUCGAAUACAACGAACGCCUUAAACACACCAUCAACCACCCCUACGGCUUCGAAAUCAAUGCCGACGAUGCAUUAUUCGCUCCAGAAGCCGCUUCUCUAUCUUCUCAAAUAUUCGCAGACCUAGGCCAGGCCAUCUCUCUCGCCACCCCCGAUUCCCCUGCAGAUCCAUUGUCCUCAGUCCAAGCGCGCCUACUAUCAGACGCGCAUACUCAUCGUGGAUACUUGUUAUUGAAGUCCGCGCGUGUGAAGAAGGAGCGGGCCGGAACAGAUGACGUUGGUGGUCCAGAGAGUCUGCGUGGACUCAGUGCAGAUCGUCUCGAGGAGAUGGCGAGUCAUGAUUUCUUCCUUGGUGGUAGAUAUGGUAAUAAGGUCGCGCAGCAGCUCGCUGUGCAGACGAAUCCGUAUGCGAAGAUGUGUGGAGCGAUCGUGAAGGAGGCGAUGAGAAAGGAAGUCGAGCGUUGA
This is a messenger RNA of Penicillium maclennaniae, 795 nucleotides long. RefSeq names its product protein hmgX (gene hmgX). The coding region runs from base 1 to 795 and encodes 264 amino acids. Gene Ontology annotation, biological process: cilium assembly. The transcript has a single exon. The record is from RefSeq and is a predicted model, not a curated record. Lineage: Eukaryota; Fungi; Ascomycota; Eurotiomycetes; Eurotiales; Aspergillaceae.